UACCCCCUGUCAUCAAAAUCCCAAAACUCUGGCCGGCGCAGAAACACCUCGUAUCUUACGAAAUCGCCGGACAUGGCGACCACCGCCGGCACCGAUCUCUCAGGCGACCGCAUCAGCAACCUCGCGGACAGUAUCCUCGUGACCAUCCUCUCCAGGCUCUGUAUGGACGAAGCGGCGAGGUGUUCGAUCCUCUCCUCUCGCUGGCGCCACCUGUUCCCGUCCACCCUGCUCAACUUCAGAGCCUUCACUCGGAGCGGCCGGAACGUCGUCAAGGCCGUCACCUCCAUCCUCGCCGCCUACCCCGACGAGCCCGUACUCUCCUUGAGGACGGGCAUGCUCUUCUUCCGCCCCCAGGACAAGGCCGCCGUCGACGUCUGGCUCCAGGAUCUGUCGAACCGCGGCAUCGAAGAACUCUCCCUCUGGUUCGGCUUCGACGAGAAGCUGCGGCCGAUCCCGGAAUCCCUCUUCGCCUGCUCCUCCCUGAGACGCCUCCACGUGAUCAACGGCACCUUCCCUGACACCACCGAGGCCGCCGCCGCGUCCCUCGCCAGCCUCACAAAGAUCGAGCUGUCCGACGUCAGAAUCUCCCAGAAGUCGAUCAACUCCCUGCUCUCGCAGUGCACGGUGCUGGAGCACCUGACCAUCAAAUUCACCGGCAAGUUGCGCAAGCUCCGUCUCCGGUCUCGGAGCCUCAAGGUCCUGAACAGCACCGGCGACUUCGAGACGCUCGCCAUCGAUGACGCUCCAAACCUGGAGCGGGUCGUCGACAAGCUCAUGAACCAAAGAGAGGUGGAUAUCGAGGUCGUGCACGCGCCCAAGCUGGAGUUCUUAGGCUGCCUCGGCAUGUCCAACGAGAUUGACGUCGGAGACACCAUCUUCGCGGGAAAAGUAAUGCGUGUUGAGACUCUUAUGCCAAGCAUAAAGACACUUGCCGUCGAGAUGAGCUACAUGAACAAGGGGUACACCAUGUGGCUUAUGCAGCUGCUCAAGCUGUUUCCUCACUUGGAGACGCUCUACAUCAAGAGAGACAAUUCGUAUGUGGUCGAACACACCGCGAAUGGGUCGUGGGAGAUGCGGCGACCCAUCCCUUGCAUGAUGAACCACCUAGAGAAGGUGGUGUUCGAAGUUUUCCGAGGACAUAAGUGGGAGAUGGAGAUGGCCAAGUUCCUUCAUGAGAGGUGUGAUUUCCUUAAAACCAUGGAGUUCCACUGCAUGGACGAUGCCAGCAGAAAAAAUUACGGAGGGCCUCCAAGUGAAGAAUGGGUCAGGAAGCGGAAGGAGCUCUUGUGCCUCGACAACCGAGCCGCCGGAGACACUCGUUUGCAGUUCUUCAAUAGGCAGCUCGCGGAAAACCAUCAUGAACAUUGCGACGAUGAGCAGUACCAAAGGGACUACUAUCGUGACAUGUAUGAUGUUUAAUGAAUCCUGUG
This is a messenger RNA of Lolium perenne, 1430 nucleotides long. Its product is annotated as F-box/FBD/LRR-repeat protein At1g13570-like. The record is from RefSeq and is a predicted model, not a curated record. Gene Ontology annotation, molecular function: protein binding. Lineage: Eukaryota; Viridiplantae; Streptophyta; Magnoliopsida; Poales; Poaceae.